AUGGCUGCCAGAGCCAAGCGAUCGACACAUUUAGAAGCAUGGUCAGUCAUGAUUCUGUGCGUCUGGGGCUCCGGACUUAUUGCAACCACGACAUGUGAUGAUGUUAAACACUUUACAGCCACCGAUUCGUGCCAACCUCCUGCUAUGGAGUUCGAUAUCGAGAACAUUACGAAAGGAUCAUGGACGUUCACAGAGAAAAGCAAGAACUGUGUGGGGAGUGUUGAUGGUUCGGCUGGCAGCCUCUCCAACUGUACCUAUACCAUGGCGUUCUGUCAAAUGUUACCCAACUGUAGCAGCGGUAGUAUGUGUGUAGAAACGUUCAACGCAACUGGUAAAAAUGACACUACCAAGCUUGUGCAAGGAGGCUAUGUGGCAAACCCAUUCAGUGUCACAGAUACCUCUCUCAAUGGUGGAUUUCUAGCACGUUUUACUAAGGGAAGUAACUACACGAAAUCAAAUGGCACCUGGUGUCAGUUGUCUGCAGACAUCAACUUUGAAUGUAACAGGAUGCAAUACUGGGUUCCUUAUGAAGGCAGAGAAACAACAUCUGUUCCACAGAAUGCCCUGAAACUAGUGAAAUUUGACAAAGAAAGAUGUCAGCUGCAGGUAACAGUUGAGUAUGCCGGUGCCUGUAUCAGCAUCACUCCAGCCACUGCCAUUUCCGAGACCUUGUCUGCUGGAACAGUGCUUAUCAUCAUAUUUUUUGUAUCCCUGGCUGUGUAUUUUUCUUGUGGCAUCCUCAUAAAUCUAUUACGAGGAUUCCACGGAAAGGACCUUCUACCACAGUCAGAGUUCUGGACACAGCUUCCAGUUCUUAUUGCUGAUGGAUUUCUUUUCACCUGCUGUUGUAAAACUGAGGAAAAAGAUGGUUAUGACAGUAUUUGAUAAUUCCAGAUGAUGUCAAAGUAUGGAAAUAUAUGUUAAUUGAGGAAAGAAAUAGUCAAAGAAUUGUGAUACUGUGAACACAGGAAAAGUUCUACUGAUGGAGGGGACAGGAAACGUAAGACACUACUGGCCCCCAAAGAUAUGUGAUACUGGAAAUGCAGGGAACUUCAUACUCAUGAAAUGAGUCAUGAAAUAGACGGCGAAAAAGAAUCUAUCCAAUCGCUAUUCUUUAUAGACUAUACACCAGACUUUAGAUUAUCCAAUGAAAUGGUUGCAUAAUAUAGUAUAUAUCCUAGAUUGUGAUAAAGCCUGCGAUCUUGUUGAUGUCGUUAAGUUAUAGAAGUUAAAUGCACACAUUUUUUUCCAAUAUACACACUGGUUGUAAAGAUACAUUUUUUUACUGUUGAAUUGUUCAGUGAUUUGUUGAUUUGCUUUACGACAAACUGAUGUUACAAGUAAUGUAGUAUAUAAAGUUGCUUGGUUCAAUUAUAACACAUAUAAAAACCUAUAUCUCAAUACAGGAUGUACAUUGUAUGAUGUUCAAAGUCUAAAAAAGGUUGUUGUGCAAAUACUAAUAUGAUUGAUGAAGGAAACUUUUAAUACUACA
Ylistrum balloti is the source of this 1492-nucleotide messenger RNA. RefSeq lists its product as uncharacterized. Lineage: Eukaryota; Metazoa; Mollusca; Bivalvia; Pectinida; Pectinidae. The record is from RefSeq and is a predicted model, not a curated record. Gene Ontology annotation, biological process: protein targeting to lysosome. Bases 1 to 885 code for a protein of 294 amino acids. The transcript has 6 exons. Gene Ontology annotation, cellular component: trans-Golgi network.